AAUACAUCCCCUGCGUCCUGUCAAUUGCCGCGUCUCGGGAAAUCGAAGAAAGUCCGCUCUGCGCCGCGCCGGAACAUCGAUCCUCCAUCCUCCACGAGGCAACUCCACCACGCGACAACGCGAGGAGCAAUCGGCAUCGAAUACAUUGCAAAUCACGGCUGCGCCAGCUCCAGCGCCUUGAAUAGGCACCCAUAGCUCAACCAUGAGCCACGAUCCUCUGCACACUGCGGCGGAUCCCCCUGGGCCGGCUGUGGCCUCCGAGAAGGCUCUGGCGGGCGACACCUCCGAGCAGGCAAACGGUGCCGCAGGUCCACAAACGAACCCAGCCCCCAGUCCAAACGCACAGCUUCCCCCUCCGCGGUCAGCAUCGCGCGGUCCACCAUCAACAGAGAAUCUCCAGAGAACAGGCUCGCGGUCUACACAGGGUGGCGAGAGCGCCGCCGCGACUGACGGUGAGCCGAAGAAAAAGCGAUCGUUUCUAAAUAUCCCUCGCUCAUCCUCACAAACGAACGACGAGUCCACCCCGACUGGAACAGGGUUGAGUGGGGCCACAGUGGCAGACUCGGAGAGCAUCGGGCGGGGAUCCAAGCAUUCUAAGCGCAGUUUUAUCGGCAAGCGGAGGGCGGGAAGCACUGCGAGCAGCAAACACUCUCAGCCGCACCCCGCGACAUCGGAGAAGGUCGAGCAAGCAGCCUCGGCACCUACACUAGAGCAACCCGAAAGCUCGACAAGAAUCAAAGGUAGAAAAGCAGGCGGUUUACUCUCGUGUUUUAGCUGCUUUGGUACGCCGAAAGAUUCGCAUCCUGUAGAGGAAGGAGCCCCAGAGAACGCGAAGCAGGCCGGCAAGGUGAAAGCAGGUCGAACUAGCCAGCCUACGCCUCUGAAAAAGCAAGACCCCAACGUAGCAGAAUCUAGCACGGCAGACUCGAAGGAGCCAUUUGACGAGAAGACGGGCGAAUCGUAUGGACCCAGCCGAGAGAAUGAGAAGCCCAUGCACGGCGACGCUACCAUGGACAGGCCUUCAGGAGAGACGCCGCCCAAGAUCGUGAUGAGGACUUCGUCAACCUCAAAAAAAAAUUCCCUAGAUCAGCCGCUCCCGCCUUUGCCUAAUCAGCCUGGCCGCCUAGAUACAGUAUCUAGUCCUUCGAUUGAAGUCCAAGGACCCACGCCUGGAACAACACCAGUCCAGCCAGAACCUCGCGUAUCUCAAGAGGGGCAGGAAUUGAUACAUGACCGAACGGCUCAGCAGGAGCAGAUGGACACCGAUAUGGAAGAGAAACACGAGGUGCCUCUUUCAAAAGAAGAGGUCCCUCAUGUCCCCCAUGUCCCCCAUGUACCCCACGACGGAGAGACCAAUGCUAUAAUUCCAGCUACUGGGAAAGAUACUAUGCACCCAAAGGUUGACUUACCUCCUCCACCCCCGCCUGAAAAUCGACGACCGGGCCCACAGAACGAAGAUGCACCAAACCCACCCCUACCGGACGCAUCUGAGAAAACUUGUCUACUCCCCCAGAUCAAGCCAGAGUUCAAAGGGAAGAAGUGUCUAGUACUCGAUUUAGACGAGACAUUAGUGCAUAGCAGCUUCAAGAUCCUUCACCAAGCCGACUUUACCAUUCCCGUAGAAAUCGAGGGACAGUACCACAAUGUCUACGUCAUUAAGCGACCUGGUGUUGAUGCCUUCAUGAAGAGAGUUGGCGAGUUGUAUGAAGUGGUUGUGUUCACAGCUUCCGUCUCCAAGUACGGUGACCCUCUGCUUGAUCAAUUGGACAUUCAUAACGUAGUACACCACCGGUUAUUCCGAGAGAGUUGCUUCAAUCACCAGGGCAAUUACGUGAAGGAUCUAUCAAUGAUUGGCCGAGACCUUCGAGAGACUAUCAUCAUUGACAACUCGCCCACGUCGUACAUCUUCCACCCGCAACACGCCGUCCCAAUCAGCAGCUGGUUCUCUGAUGCUCACGAUAACGAACUUCUCGACCUGAUACCCGUUCUUGAGGACCUUGCCGGACCCCAAGUGAGUGAUGUUAGUUUGGUGCUCGAUGUUGCGCUGUAAGGAUAUCUUAACCGCCUACAUGUUUAUGAAACCGGUUUACUACAUCUUAGGACCUUACCCCAACGUUCAACGUCUGUGGAGUCGGACUGGUCUGUCUCU
Messenger RNA from Lindgomyces ingoldianus, 2149 nucleotides. RefSeq names its product NIF-domain-containing protein. Gene Ontology annotation, molecular function: phosphoprotein phosphatase activity. Gene Ontology annotation, cellular component: plasma membrane. NCBI's taxonomy places the organism in Eukaryota, Fungi, Ascomycota, Dothideomycetes, Pleosporales, Lindgomycetaceae. The coding region runs from base 203 to 2050 and encodes 615 amino acids. The record is from RefSeq and is a predicted model, not a curated record. The transcript has 5 exons.